Colletotrichum gloeosporioides is the source of this 333-nucleotide messenger RNA. RefSeq lists its product as uncharacterized. The coding region runs from base 1 to 333 and encodes 110 amino acids. The record is from RefSeq and is a predicted model, not a curated record. The transcript has a single exon. NCBI's taxonomy places the organism in Eukaryota, Fungi, Ascomycota, Sordariomycetes, Glomerellales, Glomerellaceae.
AUGGAGAAGCUACCGACCGAGCUUCUAGAGAAGAUACUUCUGCCAGAGAACUUUGAAUGGCCCGCCGAUUUCGACGAGACGACCGCAUUGAUCGAUGACCUUUUCGACGUCAACUUCUUCAACACUUGGAGGCGGUCAUGGGUGUAUCUUCGUGUCUGCCGCAGCUUCAACGAGGUGCUGAAGCCCAUUCUCUCUGCCAAGUUUAAAAGACAGGAUGUCGCGCUUUUAAUGCUGCUUAACGAUUCACCACAUCGGCGGCUGCAGGUACUUCAUCCGCCACGGGACGAACGCGAGACUUCAGACUUCAAAUAUUUCCUCAAAUGUUGGGAUUGA